CCGAGAGGGUCCGCGCCGAGCCCAUGGCCGCGCUCAAGUACGCGGGGCUGGAGGACACGGACAGCGAGGAGGAGCUGCCGCCGGGCUGGGAGGAGCGCACCACCAAGGACGGCUGGCUUUACUACGCCAACCACCUAGAAGAAAAAACACAGUGGGAACAUCCUAAGUCUGGGAAGAGGAAACGUGUUGCAGGAGAUCUGCCAUAUGGAUGGGAGCAGGAGACUGAUGAAAAUGGACAAGUCUAUUUUGUAGACCACAUAAACAAAAGGACUACCUACCUUGACCCAAGACUGGCCUUUACAGUAGAAGAUAAUCCAGUAAAACCUACUACUAGACAAAAAUAUGAUGGGAACAGUACUGCAAUGGAAAUUCUCCAGGGUCGUGACUUGAGUGGCAAAGUGGUUAUAAUCACAGGAGCCAAUUCAGGAAUAGGUUUUGAAACUGCCAAGUCCCUUGCCCUGCACGGGGCGUGCGUUAUCCUGGCCUGCAGGAGUCUGGUGCGAGGCAACGACGCCGUGCAGCGCAUCCUGGGGGAGUGGCAUAAAGCCAAGGUAGAGGCAAUGACCUUAGACCUUGCUUCUCUUCAGAGUGUGCAGCACUUUGCUGAAGCAUUCAAAUCCAAGAAUCUGCCCCUCCACAUCUUGAUCUGCAAUGCUGCCGUGUUUGGUGUUCCCUGGUCCUUGACGGAGGAUGGCCUGGAGUCCACCUUCCAGGUGAACCACCUGGGACAUUUCUAUCUUGUCCAGCUUCUGGAAGAUGUUUUAUGUCAGUCAUCUCCUGCCAGGGUUGUUGUGGUGUCCUCUGAGUCCCACAGAUUUACAGAAAUCAACGACUCCUCUGGAAAGCUUGAUUUCAGCCUGCUUUCUCCAUCUAAGAAGGAAUAUUGGGCUAUGUUGGCCUACAACCGCUCCAAGCUUUGCAAUAUCCUGUUCUCCAACGAGCUGAACCGACGCCUCUCUCCCCACGGGGUGACAUCCAACGCAGUCCAUCCUGGAAAUAUGAUUUAUUCCUCCAUUCAUCGUCACUGGUGGCUGUACACUCUGCUGUUCACCUUGGCUCGACCUUUCACCAAAUCCAUGCAACAAGGAGCUGCCACGACUGUGUACUGCGGCACGGCGGCGGAGCUGGAGGGGCUGGGAGGGAUGUACUUCAACAACUGCUGCCGCUGCCUGCCCUCGCAGCAGGCACAGGGAGAUGCCACGGCCACUGCCCUCUGGGAGCUGAGUGAGAGGCUGAUCCAAGAACGAAUUGGCAGCCAGGCCAAAUAGCAGGGAGCUCCUGGAAGGAUCGAAACACACGAGUGUGUGCACGCUCGGAAACUGCCAACGCUGGAACCUGUCCAAUCUUAUCAUCUAGAGG
Cinclus cinclus is the source of this 1359-nucleotide messenger RNA. It is a transcript of the gene WWOX, whose product is annotated as WW domain containing oxidoreductase. The coding region runs from base 24 to 1268 and encodes 414 amino acids. The record is from RefSeq and is a predicted model, not a curated record. The transcript has 9 exons. Lineage: Eukaryota; Metazoa; Chordata; Aves; Passeriformes; Cinclidae. Gene Ontology annotation, molecular function: protein binding.